UUGCCGUGAUGAACGAUGAAGGCCUGAUCCAGCUGAUGUUAAGUGUCAGUGGGAAGGAGAAGAACACGCUUUCCUGCGGAUUGAAACAUGACUAAACCAAGGUGGUGAUCCUCCGCCCUCCCCCAGGCCAGGUCCACGCCUCCGAGGGCGGGCAGCCAGCUAGCCGCCGCUGAGCAGCACCGCGGGGUCAGGGAUGGUGCUUGGUUUGCUCCGGGUAACGCUGGGCAGGUCCGGGCAGCACAGGGCUGCGCGGUCGCCUAGACACCCGAUGGGCGGGCGGGGAACACACUACCCAGGGCCAGGCAAAGAUCGAGCAGCCUCGGGCACCAUGGCCGACAGCUGUCCGCUCUUGCGGUCGGGGACGCUGGCCCCGGUGCCGGAGCGCCGGUACUGCAGGCCCGGGUACAAAGAGCAUCUGCCUUCCAGGUGUUUCACCAUGCGCAAGAGACGGAAGUUCCCCAGCUCCCUGAACAGCCAGCGCUGGGUGUUUGUGAGAGAGGGCCUGGAUGACUUCAGGAAAGGCUGCCCACCUCGUGAAGGUCUAAUUGCUCCGGGACCCAAGGAGGCCUUUCCACCCAUGAUUUAUCAUGGAGUCCUUCCACCACCCUCCAGGAAGAGGCAGAAUGAGCUGCCCAAGGAAGCAGCCCUGCUCUCCAGGCUCUCAUGGGCCCAGCGGGCUCGGAAGGCUUUUGUGGAGGACUUGGAAGCCCGCCUGGCCCUUCAUCCCCUGGCUCUCCAUCCCCAUCUGGAAGAAGCCAUGCCUGCCCAGCUCUUAUUACAGGUGCUGGAAGUGCUUGAUCCUGAGAGGAAGCUGGAGGACACGUGGGCUUACUGUCAGGACCCCAAGAAAAGAACAAAGGAGCCCACAAAGCAUUUUAAAAAACGUUCUACCCAAGUGCGCCUGGGACUUCCCAAGAAGACUCCUGUGUCACAUUCAAACCAGUGGCUUUAUGAAAAAAAGCCAAGUAAAAUGGACGUGCUCCAUGAAGAUGGGCUUCUUCAUGAAAAUAUACGCAAAGAAGUUAGUGACUUCUGCAACUGGGCUACCACUCUCGGAAGUUCAAACAUUGAAGAAGAGUUCAUCUUGAAACAGUUUGACGUUGGCUAUCAAAGCAAGCCAACCUGUGAUGUGCUCCACGUGAUGAGGCUAAACCAGAUUCCUCUGGAGCUGAAGAAGAGUGUGGAGAUAAAUAAACUGCAGGAGGCAGAUUUCUUCCAGAAACUAGAUCAUGAGAGGAAACACUGGAAACCACAGAAUCCUUAUAAACCAAAACAGGUGAAGAUGAGAUAUGGAGCAUGGUAUUUGAACACCAACUUAUGGAAAAAGCAAAGAGCGGAUGAACCUUUGGUUGAUCCCAAAGUUUCAUGUAAAUCUUGGGAUGAGAAUUUUAAAAAGAAGGUACAGGAACAGGAAGAGUUGCUUGCAGACCUUCAUGGAAUAGAUACCUUUAAGGAUUUCAUUCUAAGCAGGGGCUACAGGAUGCCCAGGUGCCUUGAGAAGAUGUAUAUUGGGAAGAAAAGUAAAUGUGUACAUAAUAAGACUCCUAUAAAGCUCACUUGAGCAUAGAAGAAUCUUGGGAAGAUGAUUAGGCAGAUUUUAUUGACUACAUAGUUGGCUUUUGCUUUCCCAUUUUAAACAUUAAGUAGAAUUUAUGAGUGUCCUAAGUGUCUUACUGUGGACAUACGACUGCAACUUAGCCACAUCCAUAAAUGUAAGAUCUAAUACUUACAAAUGUUUCUCAUUACUGUCUGCUUCAUUUAAUUAAUGUUUUAUAUAUUUUAUCAACUCCGAAAUCAAUAUUCACAUGUAGUCUCACAUUUUUAUAUCAUUGUGAAUAUUAUAUAGGUAUAUCAACUAUUUAUAAAAAUAAA
Sciurus carolinensis (gray squirrel) is the source of this 1872-nucleotide messenger RNA. It is a transcript of the gene Fam47e, whose product is annotated as family with sequence similarity 47 member E. The coding region runs from base 194 to 1561 and encodes 455 amino acids. Lineage: Eukaryota; Metazoa; Chordata; Mammalia; Rodentia; Sciuridae. The transcript is spliced from 8 exons. The record is from RefSeq and is a predicted model, not a curated record.